Messenger RNA from Strongylocentrotus purpuratus (purple sea urchin), 3598 nucleotides. RefSeq names its product kelch domain-containing protein 10-like (gene klhdc10). The coding region runs from base 69 to 1280 and encodes 403 amino acids. Gene Ontology annotation, biological process: positive regulation of stress-activated MAPK cascade. NCBI's taxonomy places the organism in Eukaryota, Metazoa, Echinodermata, Echinoidea, Camarodonta, Strongylocentrotidae. Gene Ontology annotation, molecular function: protein binding. The record is from RefSeq and is a predicted model, not a curated record. The transcript is spliced from 7 exons.
ACUUGUGUUUAUAAUUAUGCUAAUACAUAGGGCUACAUGUAAAGUACGUGUUGUUUAACGAGCUUGAAAUGGAUCAUCUUUAUCCCUUGAAAUUAGGGUCUGCUGUUGUUCUCAACACCAAACCAUCCAUAGAUUUAGAGUGCGAGAGAAUACCUGAACUUCCCUACAAGCCUUGCGCUCGGAGUGGACACUGUGCGGUUGCCGAUGAACAUAAUGUAUACUUACUGGGAGGUUACAACCCUGAUGAUGAUGUCAUCUCAGACUACUUCGGGAGCAACCAGCACGUCCCGUUGUUUGGCGAGGUUUGGAGGUACCACAUCCCAUCCAACAGGUGGCAUUUACUCACAAACGAAGGAGAAUCUCACUUCCGGCUUGCCUCCAUGUCGGCCAUCUUGAAAGGGAAGACGAUACUGAUCUACGGAGGCACCAGCUAUCCCUUUGGUUACCGUAGCACAAACAAGAUCAGCUGGCUUGAUCUCAGGAGGAUAGAAUGGCAUGUUAAACCAGAGAAGGGAGAGAACAAACCCAUCAGAAGUUACGGUCAAGCAAUAGCAGUCAUCAAUCAAUACCUCUACGUCUAUGGUGGGACGACGGGGUGGGUGUACUGUUCAGAUGUUCACAGAUGCCACGUACAGACCGGAGUCUGGGAGAGGGUGUUCAGCUUAGAGGAGCAUGCCACAGCCAUGGUGAAGUCGGGCAAACCACGGAAUGAAGCCAUCCCUGAUCCACGUUACAGACAUGAGAUGCUGAGUGAUGAUAGAAGGUUGUAUGUCAUUGGAGGAGGCACUUCUGAUUCUGCCUUUGCACUGGCCAAGGUAAAUGCAUUUGACACAGAAUCCAGACAAUGGGAACUACUAGAUACAAGGCCCGAUGAGAGGCAUGGUUUCCCAGGACCUAGGCGCUGUCAUGGAUGUGCACAACUAGGGACAGUGGGAUAUGUCAGUGGUGGGUUCGAUGGACGGAAGAUCUACGAUGAUGUCUGGAUGCUAGACUUGACAACGCUUCAGUGGACUAAGCUAGACACCAAGCUUCCUAGACCAGUGUACUUCCAUUCAUCAGCUAUUACACCGAAUGGCUGCAUGUUCAUAUACGGAGGGGUCCUGGAUCCACAAGGCACCGAACGGAGCGAUACCUUGGUCAGAGUAUGGGUGCGGAUACCGUCCCUCCUCCUCAUGGCAUGGAACAGGGUCCUCUCUCUCCUUAGGAACCCCACCGGUAUAGAGAAACACACCCUCCAAGCCAUGGGCGUGCCCCCUUCCUUACUACCAGACAUUGGAUGAUGAUGGUGGUGGGGGUGAUGAUGAUGAUGAUGAUUAUCUUAUAUCUACUGGGCCGCGUAUUAUAAAGAGUUAUGAUUGAUCUUAAGUUUGAUCAAUACACGAUGAGCUAUAGACUUACGCUCAAUAUUAACCUUACGAUUAAUAAAAAGGCUUUAUAAUACAUGGCCCUGUUCAUGUACAUGUUGGGGAUAGCUAAAGUGGUUUCCCUGGUAUGUAGAUAUCUAAUACUGAAUAUACAGUAGAAAUAUAGGAAUAUACUACCCCUCAAAUCUGACUUCACAUAAUAUAUGCUAGUAACUACUAGAAAUGAUAAAUUCCUGAUAUAGAAGCUGUAGGCCCUGGAAUUAACUUUGUAAGCCAUGUCAUUUUCGUCUCACUUGCAAAGCCGAGCAAGACAUAGAUGUCACUAUUUCCAGCUGCGUUGUUGUCGUCUUCAUCAACAAUCAUGCUGUAGUCGCAAUAUUCUAUAGCUUAGAGGAAAGAUUACCAGUGGUGUAUCUCUGUAGGUGCAGGUCAAGCUCAAAAAUAGGUACACGCAAUAACAUUCUAUAGCUUGGGUAAGUAUCUCAAAGAUGAUCCACUACAGUUUCAAUCAUACCUCAUAAGUACCUUAUGAGGAAUCACCAAUCUCAUGAGGAUUUGGGGUCAUCAGGUCAACAGUCAUGUCAGAUGAAAGCCAUUGCACUUGACGGAUAUUGCAUCAGAGGCAGAGGCAUAACCCUUAACACACAGGCGAGACAGUGCUUGAAAUAUACCUUGUUAUCCAUUAAGUGUUACUUAAUGCAUCAAACAGCCAUACAAGUAUCGUAUAGCUAUACGAUAACUCCCUACCUUUUGUUUAGUCUGAACGUCGUAUAGAGAAACGUCUUAUAGCGAAUUGCAAAAGUAUCAUUCCAAACAAAAACAAAGUUUAAUAAGAAUCAGGGCCCCGCUCUAAGUCUCAAUGUCAUAUAGUGCGAAAACGAUAUUAAUCGAUGGAGCUUAUUGUUAGCAUGCACUGAUGAUUGGCUAGCUGUCGUGUCAAUUGACCUUUUCAAAAUUUGAAUGUACUUUAUUCAAACAUUGUUGUUAUUUAGUCUGUAUGCUUCUGUUGCUGUACGAUUAUUCUUUAUAAAACGUUUCUUUAUACAACUUUCAUAUAAAUUUCCUCCAUUCUCAAGAGGCUAUGAAAUUAAUCUAUUGUGAGAUUUUUACAUCGCCCGCCACCCACCCAACAGACCAGGACAGGGUUUUAAAUGGUCAGUGGUUGAAAGAGUCAGAGGUAUAUAUUUUUGUGCAUUUAAGAAUUUCUAUAAGUGGGCUUUCCAUUUAAUGGCAUAUGUAAUUAUUUCCAUCAUCAAUGUUCAGAUUGUAUAACAUGUCUGUUUCUUGACUUUGUAAUUCAAGUGCCGGACACAAUAUAUUGUCUUAGAGACAAAUAAUGUAAAUGAUGCGUGAAGAAUUAACGCAUCAUAUUUUCAGAGCUAGAAUGGCAUUACUUCUUGUCAUUUUACAGAAUUAAUGGCCUUCUGGCUCUCAGCUGACAAUAUUACAAACCUUUGACUGCUUAAGAUUUUCUUAAAUAUACUAAUGCAAUCAAGUAGUCAUUCUAUUACCUCAGGUAAAAGAUGUUCCUCAAACUGAAUUUCUCAGUCCCAUGGAUCAGUAGACUUGCAUAUCUUUGGAGAACUAGGUUGUAGCCAUUGCAUAAAUAAGUUCAUUAUGCAAUCUAUCUGCACACAUUAGGUGCAUAAAAAGCCUCAACAAGAACAGGUAGAUCCUGUAAUGAAUGAAUGAAAUCAUGCAUCACUUUUUUAAUACAAUAAAACUCCUAGAUCCUUGUUAUUUAAUGAAAAAAAAGGAAUUGAUUUUAAGAUUGUUUCAAGUCAUUAUCAACAAAUAAACCCAAGUUAAUUAGGCUUACCGUAGCGCAUACACAGAGACAGCGAACCCAAUACCUCAACAAAAGUGCAUUAACCUCUUGCUGCACAUCACGCAAUUAAAAAAAAUCAUUGGAUAGAACUGGAAACUAUUACGUUUACACUAGUACAUAAGAUUACUAUAGUGUGAUAGUCUCAGUAAAUACAUCACAUGUGAUCGCGGAGAGUUGAAUAAACACCAUAUAAUUGUACCUUGUCUCUGGGAAGUCAAGACAAUCAGUCAUAUCCUAUUUUGGGAACAUGUAAUCACAAGAAGGGAAAUGUACUCGUUCUUCUGAUGGAAGUAAAAAUGAAUUUUAUUUUGAUGAAUGAACAUGCUGUGUAAUCAUAAUUGAUAAGGCUGCAUGGCAUUUUAUGUUUUGUUUGUACAUAAUAAAGAUUCUUCACAUGUUAAAGUUA